AUGCGCUCAUCACGAAACGACGCGGCAACUUGCAUCUUGCACCCGACCAUGAGCAGCGCGGCAAGGAGGAGGAGUCCGAGCACUACGCCGCCGCUGAGCCGCGGCAACGUACUGUGGUGGAGCCAGAAGUACGGCGGUGGCGGCGAGGACAUCAACACCCGCGACGCGGCGACACCUGGUCUUGAUGGCUUUUACCGCGCUGUCCGCGACAACCAGGUGGACCAGGUGCAGCGCUUCAUCGCUGAACACCCGGCGGCUGUGUUCACCAAGGUCUUCGCAUCCUGGUGGUGGCUAAUUGCUCUCAAUGGCGAGCAGCGGACCGCUCUGUACGUCGCCAGCUUGUUCGGGCGCCACCAAAUCGUCAAGCUCCUGCUGCGUCGCGGCGCCGACAAGGAUCUGUUGUGCGACGGCGUGCGUGCCAUCGACGUGGCGGGCCUCGCCUGCGCGGACCCUGUUGACCGCAUGAAGGUUCGGGCCCUACUGCAAGCGUGUCGAGCAGGCCAGUCUUUCAGGUACAGCCUCCAUGAAGAAGAGCUCAUUCCUGUGCUGCUCGGUCGCGAUGCAGGCGAUGCCUGUCCUCAAGUCAUCCUUCGUCUCGUCGCCACGGGCUCAUCUGCGGCCACCAGGGGCGCUGCUAGCGAAAUCCGGCGCGUCGAGGUCCACUUCAGCGAGCCCGUGGACGAGUUCACGCAGGAGGACGUCGUCUGCAGCAGCGGCUGCGUCGUUACGGCCUUCUCCAUGCUGAGGCGCGACCUGUACCUGGUCACCGUGCGGAUUGCCAGCGCUGGCGACGGCGGCAGCGUCAAGGUGCCGGCUGGGGUGACGCGCGGCCGUUGCGGGCGCAAUGCCGAAUCUAGACCGUUCCAACUGGGCCGCGAAUAG
Messenger RNA from Phytophthora sojae, 882 nucleotides. RefSeq lists its product as hypothetical. Gene Ontology annotation, molecular function: protein binding. The coding region runs from base 1 to 882 and encodes 293 amino acids. The record is from RefSeq and is a predicted model, not a curated record. Lineage: Eukaryota; Oomycota; Peronosporomycetes; Peronosporales; Peronosporaceae. The transcript has 5 exons.